AUGGCUCAACAACUGAACAUUACGCGCCUCCCUGCUCCGGCUGUGCCGGUUCUCCCUGUGGCUGCCUCUUAUGAUGAACACCGAGGCAGGCAGACUCCAUUAAUCAUCGAUAAUGGUUCCACUACUCUGAGAUUUGGUUUCUGCACUUCGUCCGAGCCUCGUUGUCAGCCAAAUAUUGUGUCAAAGUACAAGGAACGAAGGACGAACAAGCCGCUGCUGCUCUUUGGGGACGGUGUAGAAGCCGAGGGAGGGGCCAAAUCGCAGGCGAAGACGCCAUGGGAAGGGGAUGUGCUCCUGAAUUUUGACGCCCUUGAGAAUGCACUCGACUACGCGUUCAUACAGCUCGGCAUCGAUGCUCCCACUGUGGAACACCCCGUGCUCAUGACGGAGCGCCUCUGUUCGCCGUUGCACUCCCGUGGACUGACGUCUGAGCUGAUGUUUGAGCAAUAUUCCGUGCCCUCCCUUGCUUUCUGCGUGGACUCUGUGUUGUCCUUCUACCACAAUAACCUCCCGUCGCCACCAGUUCCCUUCACCUCCGAUGGCCUCGUCAUAUCGUUCAACUCUGCAUCGACAUCUGUGAUACCGAUAAUGAACGGGAAGGGCAUCAUGAGUCACGCCAAGCGUAUACCAUGGGGUGCAAAUCAAGCGACGGACUAUCUUCUCAAGCUGAUCCAACUGAAGUACCCGACCUUCCCAACGCGCGUCACUGCAACGCAGACGAAUUGGAUGUUGCAAAACUUCUGCGAGUUUGCGACAGACUAUACCUCUCUGUUGCGUACUCUGAAAGACCCGCUAAAAAUGCGUGAAGCGGAGCGCAUCAUCCAGUUUUCUUUCACGCUUCCUGUCACAGAAGAGAAAACCGAAGAAGAGCUCGCACGUAUUGCGGAGCGUAAGAAGGAGCAGGGGCGCAAGCUGCAAGAGAUCGCAGCUAGAACGCGGAUGGAGAAGCUUGUGCAGAAAGAGAACGAUUUGCAAUACAUGUUGAGCUUAAGAGAGAGGCGGGAAGAGGAGAACAAGAAGCAGUGGACCAACACACUACAAGAGGAAGGUUUCGAUGACGAUGCAGCCUUGGAUAGUGCUAUCAAGAAGCUAGAGAAUGAUUUGAAAAAGGCGAGAAAGAAGGAGACGGAUGGCGAUGAGCAAGAAGUUGGUGAGCCACCAUCAUUCCCUCUCCUCGAUGUGCCCGAUGCUGAUGACGGCCUCAAAGAGAAACGGAAACAACGGCUCUUGAAGGCAGGCUACGAUGCUCGCGAACGUGCAAAGCGCGAGAAAGAGCGAGAGCGCGAGGAAAGAGAGGCAGAAGAGCGGCGAGAAGAAGAAGAGCGCGAUCGCGAUUUAUCAGGAUGGGCGAGCAAGCUGCGGAAAGAACAGGAGACGAUCAUGAACAAGAUCAAGGAGCGGAAUAGGAGGAGGGCUGCGCUGACAGAUCGCAAGAGCGCUGCUGCUCAGGCGCGGAUGAAGAGCAUCGCGAAUCUGGCCGCUGAUGAUCGCGUCCCGAAGAAGCGCAGAAAGACUGGAGCUGAGGACAUGUUUGGCGCCGAUGAUGCGGACUGGGCGAUCUACCGAAAAAUCAACAAUGCAGCAGCGUCUUCUGACGAGGAAGAAGAUCUCGCGAGCCUGCAGGCGGUAGAACAGAAGCUGCUGCAGUACGACCCGUCCUUCACGCACGAGCAUACACAUGCCUCCCUCUCCGCUCAGAGAUCUGCCCUGCUAUCUGCAUUCCGACCGCAGUAUGACGAAGGCGACAUUGAAGGCAAGACACGGAUACACCUCAAUGUCGAGCGUUGGCGUGUCUGCGAGACGUGGUUCUCACCCAACAUGGCGGGCGUGGACUCCGCCGGUAUAGGAGAGGUGCUGCAGAGCAUUCUCUCACGCUUCCCUGACCCAGAGAAGGGACGCUUGGUCAAGAACGUUUUUGUGACUGGAGGGCCGUCACAACUGCCUGGAAUAGUCUCCCGUCUGCAUGCGACGCUGCGGCCCAUCUUGCCGCCUGAGAUGCCUCUGGAGAUCGUGCGGGCCGCGGACCCGAUGUUGGACGCCUGGAAGGGAAUGGCGGACUUUGCGAAGACGGAUGAGUUCAAGAAGGUCGGCGUGACCAAGGCCGAGUACGAGGAAUGGGGUGGCGAGCGCAUCAAGCGAUGGUGGGGAGGUAACUGGAACUCGUCCGUCCCGAUUGAGGAGUGAACGCCUCUCGUAUGCGUUUUCUCCUGUGUUGUAUUUGUGUUCGUGCUUGUGCGUGUUGAAUAGUGCAUAGAGGGGUAUAUAGGUCCAUAAGGCAUAUUGUACUGGCACGCCAGCAUGAUGAGUUUACACGGGGAUAAAUAGCGGCGUGGACGCCAUCCGGUAAAAGUUCACGACAACAAGGAGAAAGAGAGAGAUAUUUAUGUACACAAUAUGAGUAGCCGAUGUCUAGCCGCUGCAGCCUUCAGCAGCACCCGCCUCCGCUCUGGUUCGCUGGCUGAUUCACCUUCACGGCUCCGUCGGUUCC
Molecule: messenger RNA, 2488 nt
Organism: Laetiporus sulphureus 93-53
Lineage: Eukaryota; Fungi; Basidiomycota; Agaricomycetes; Polyporales; Laetiporaceae
Product: actin-like protein Arp5p
Exons: 12
Coding region: 1-2184 (727 amino acids)
Biological process (GO): regulation of DNA-templated transcription
Cellular component (GO): cytoplasm; Ino80 complex
Source: RefSeq, a predicted model, not a curated record